UUCUAAGCUUAGAAUGUAGAAAGACAGCUCCUUUAUUAACUGGAUGAUAAAUGUAAGUUAAAUCUUGCUUUAGUUUUUAAUUAAACCUUUAAUUUAUUUUUAUUUUAUUUUUCUGUAAGAUAUUAGACAUAUGUACAAUUUUAUUAACUUCCAGAUGGAAAGCUAGUUGUGGCAACCCAUUUAUAUAAUAAUGUAUCUUUUCCCCACGUAAGUCUCUAAUUACUUGUCUCUCCAUUAGUCUGCAAGAUUACUGAGGUUAGGGACUAUUUUUUAAGCAGCCUUGUAUUCUUAUAAUCUCUGAAUGUACUGGAACAUGAUAAGUCAUAAUGCCUAUUUGUUGAGUGAAUAAACAAAUCACCUUAAGAUUUUAGGAAGCCACUAGUAAUAAUCCCAUUUACAGGUAGGUUUGUUCUGAACUCUGAAAUAAGAUGUAGAGAAGAACCUAUGGAACAAAGGAGCAAUGUGACUGAGUUUGUCCUCUUGGGGCUCAUUCAGAGCCCCCAGGGUCAGAAAAUAUUAUUUGUAGUGUUCUUGCUCCUCUAUAUUGUGACAAUGGUGGGCAACCUACUUGUUGUCCUGACUGUGGUGGUCAGCCCAACCCUAGAUGCCCCUAUGUACUUCUUUCUUGGCUACUUAUCAUUUAUGGAUACUGUUUAUUCUACUACAGUCAUCCCAAAUAUGAUUAUAGACUUACUCUAUGAGAAGAAAACUAUUUCCUUCCAAGCUUGCAUGAGCCCGCUUUUUAUAUGGCACUUAUCUGGUGGUGCUGAGAUUUUACUCCUGGUGGUCAUGGCCUAUGACCGCUAUGUGGGCAUCUGCAAACCCUUGCAUUAUUUGACAAUCAUGAAUCAACGGAUGCGUGUUCUGCUGCUUCUGUUGGCCUGGGCUGGAGCUUUUUUGCAUGCUAUAGUUAAACUUCUCUUGGUUUAUAACCUGCCCUUCUGUGGCCCCAAGGUCAUCGACCACUUCAUCUGUGACAUGUACCCAUUAUUAAAACUUGCCUGCACUGACACCUACAUUGUUGGUCUCACUGUGGUUGCCAAUGAUGGGGCAAUCUGUGUGGUCACUUUUAUGCUCAUACUCAUAUCCUAUGGGGUCAUUCUGCACUCCCUGAAGAAUCUUACUCAGGAAGGGAGGUGCAAAGCCUUAUCCACCUGUGGCUCCCACAUCACUGUGGUGGUCCUCUUCUUUGUUCCCUGUAUUUUUGUGUAUGUGAGACCUCCUUCUACCUCACCCAUUGAUAAAUGCUUGACUGUGUUUUAUGCUAUCAUCACCCCUAUGUUGAACCCCUUAAUCUACACUCUGAGAAAUGCAGAGAUGAAAAAUGCCAUGAAAAAGAUCUGGACAAGAAAAAGAAAAUGAGCCAGCAGAGAAAUGUACUACAUCUUUUCAAUGAAGAAUUGCUCCUUCCAGGAAAGUCAUGUGUGAUUAUUUAACUGUAGUAAAUUUCUCCUCAUAUUUAAUAACUUGGGCAUGAUGAUAAACAUGUAUUACCUAAA
Molecule: messenger RNA, 1499 nt
Organism: Equus caballus (horse)
Lineage: Eukaryota; Metazoa; Chordata; Mammalia; Perissodactyla; Equidae
Source: RefSeq, a predicted model, not a curated record